AUGGAGGCGCUGUUCUACGACCACACCGUCACCAGCACGGCAACCCGCCAGGCAGACCUUCGCCAGGCCCUGCAGGCAUUUCUGGCAGACUCCGCAUCGCGGUCGGCCAUUCAGCUCAUCGCCCUCUUUGUUCACAUUCCCGUUCCUUCCACCGUUGCUGUGGCCGCCCACGCUGCGACAGGUAAAGCAACUUCCGCGGCUUCACCAUCGCCUCCGGCGGCGUCCCAUCGGAGUCGCGUCGCGAAAAAGCUGGCCUGGUGCGCCUGGGAAGCUGACCGACGCCUUUGUCAGGCAGGCGAGGAUGCAUCGGAGAUGAACAAGUGGGUCACACACGAUGACUUCUCGGCGUCACGAAAGGCUGGUGCCGGGAUCGCCAGGUCGUCUUUCAGCAGCGCUUUUGUUGUCACUGUGGCUUUCUUGGCCCCGCACACACGUGACGACCUCGUUGUCUACGAGAGCUGGCAGCGCUGUGCAGAGAUGUGCUCCGAGGCGUCGGCCGCUGGCGUGGCGCGCGGCUCCGCAUCGCGAACCACUCGAAUGCUCUCGCCACUGCGCCAUGCCAGUCUCAUCGCUCUUUCGCUUGGGGCUCCAUCGCUGCUGUUGUCGUGGGCAGAGCGGCCCACGCGCUGUCACCUAGACAGUAUUCUUCUUCCCCAUCAGAGCCUUCUCGUGGAUCUGUCGUGGUGGGUGGCGACGGCAAGCGGGAGUGCAGAUGCAGUAAGCGAUCCUGCAGCCGGCAGCCGUGUAAGCAACUCGGCGCUGCGCGAUAUAUUUAUCAGCGACGUGCAGCGUUCUUUGAAGCUGCCGAAGGGGGACAGCCGGUGCGCAGUCUGGAUCUCGUAUGCAACCCUUUUGGCGUCUCUGCACCCUCAGGUGAUAGGCAGGGGCGACGGCGCCGACGGUGACGGCGUGAACAUGGACAUGCGCGUUGCAGGAAGUGCGUCACGGUGGAAGCGUGGCCGGAACUCGCUAUAUGGCGAGGUCUCCGGCGUGGACGAGCAGGCCUUCAUGAUGACGUACGGCCAGAUUCGCCAUCUGCUCAGCUCACUCAACGCCAGCCGAGCCGGUGCAGUAGGCCGCACGCAGUUCCUGCGCGUUGUUCUGAGCUACGGCGGCCCUUCUUCUGCUUUGCGCCGCCAGCUCGUGCACACAUGCAGUCGCACAAAGCACGGAGUCACGGCGGUCGAUGCAGCACUGCUGUGCACUCGGUCACUCGUUGACGUGCACGCCUUGUUUGGCGUGCUCGCCGGACAGGACACAGUAAACGUGUACAGUGAGGCCGCCGCGUUUGUGCGCACGGCGCGACGCCGCGCUAGCGCAGGCCAGGCAUCGCAGCAACGGCAUCAGCGCAUCGCUGUUCAAAGCGCACGAGUGGAGAUGUCCUCGUCACCCUCUUCCGGCCCCCCCGGCACCGAACACGAGGUGGCGGAUCGUGGUGCAGGAAACCUGUGUCACAACGCCUUCGUGGAACGAGGUGCCAGAGCGCUGGCACGAAGGCUCCGACUGUGGGAGCGCAAACGGCUGGGCAAACGGGGACAGCGAGGGGUGCCCGUUCGCCCACGCGACAAGGCAGCAAAGAGGCCGAUGAAGCGAGCGCAUGCUGAGACCAGCGGUGCUGAUUCGGAGCGUGUUCUCGUGCACGCUGUCGAAAGGGCUAGUCGAGCGGCGGUGAGUCCCAAGACGGGGAACAAGCGCCGAGCGGAGCCGCUAGCGAGCGGGGAUGGCCGCCCUUCGGCCUCCGCCACGAUAGCCUUGCUGCCACCCCAGAAGCAGCGGAGGACGGAUGCGGCGACUGUCAGCCCAGCGCCGACUACUGAUACAGCUCUCAGCUGGAGCGAGGAUGUAGCUGGUAGUGGCUGA
Messenger RNA from Leishmania mexicana MHOM/GT/2001/U1103, 1860 nucleotides. RefSeq lists its product as hypothetical. The transcript has a single exon. The coding region runs from base 1 to 1860 and encodes 619 amino acids. The record is from RefSeq and is a predicted model, not a curated record. NCBI's taxonomy places the organism in Eukaryota, Euglenozoa, Kinetoplastea, Trypanosomatida, Trypanosomatidae.